Strongylocentrotus purpuratus (purple sea urchin) is the source of this 6300-nucleotide messenger RNA. It is a transcript of the gene cops2, whose product is annotated as COP9 signalosome complex subunit 2. Gene Ontology annotation, cellular component: COP9 signalosome. NCBI's taxonomy places the organism in Eukaryota, Metazoa, Echinodermata, Echinoidea, Camarodonta, Strongylocentrotidae. Gene Ontology annotation, molecular function: protein binding. The transcript is spliced from 12 exons. The coding region runs from base 129 to 1463 and encodes 444 amino acids. Gene Ontology annotation, biological process: protein deneddylation. The record is from RefSeq and is a predicted model, not a curated record.
AAACUUAACUAUGUACAAUUUUAAUCUGAUCCUUAUAAUGUACACAUAUAUAUCGGCGACUUAAAAUCGAACUCGAAUGACCGGUUGAAUGUGAUUGAAUACCUUGCAAUUACCAGGAAACAAGCAAGAUGUCUGACGGGGAGGACGAUUUUAUGGCUGACAAUGACAGUGAUGAUUACAAUUUAGAAUAUUCUGAAGACACCAAUUCCGAGCCAGAUGUAGACCUCGAGAACCAGUACUACAACUCCAAGGCAUUGAAAGAAGAUGAUCCCAAGUCAGCACUAGAAAGUUUUCAAAAGGUAUUGGACCUUGAAGAUGAGAAAGGAGAUUGGGGUUUCAAGGCGCUCAAACAGAUGAUCAAGAUUAAUUUUCAGCUGGGAAACUAUGGGGAAAUGAUGACAAAAUACAAGUUACUAUUAACAUACAUCAAGAGUGCAGUAACGAGAAACUACUCAGAGAAGUCCAUCAAUAGCAUCUUAGACUACAUCUCUACUUCCAAGAACAUGCAACUGCUUCAAGAAUUCUAUGAGACUACUCUCAUGGCUCUCAAGGAUGCCAAAAAUGACAGACUAUGGUUCAAAACAAACACAAAGCUUGGAAAACUGUACUACGACAGAGAAGAAUUCAAUAAGUUGGCAAAGAUCUUAAAACAGUUACAUCAAUCAUGUAAAAACCAAGAUGGAACAGAUGAUCUAAAAAAGGGCACCCAACUUUUAGAAAUCUAUGCACUUGAGAUCCAGAUGUACACAUCACAGAAGAACAACAAAAAACUGAAAGCUCUGUAUGAGCAAUCUCUGCAAAUCAAGUCAGCAAUACCUCAUCCACUCAUCAUGGGUGUUAUCAGAGAAUGUGGUGGCAAGAUGCAUCUACGGGAGUGUGAAUAUGAGAAGGCACAUACAGAUUUCUUUGAGGCUUUCAAGAACUAUGAUGAAUCAGGCAGUCCCAGGAGAACAACAUGUCUCAAGUACUUGGUCUUAGCUAACAUGCUCAUGAAAUCAGAUAUCAACCCAUUUGAAUCACAAGAGGCUAAACCAUACAAGAAUGAUCCUGAGAUCCUAGCAAUGACGAAUCUAGUCAGUGCCUACCAGAAUAACGACAUCAAUGAGUUUGAGAAGAUCUUAAAGAACAACAGACGGAACAUCAUGGAUGAUCCAUUUAUAAGGGAACACAUAGAAGAUCUGCUGAGGAACAUCAGAACACAAGUCUUAAUCAAACUCAUCAAACCCUACACAAGAAUCCAUAUUCCUUUCAUUUCAAGAGAACUUAACAUAGAUGUAGCAGAAGUUGAAAGCUUACUAGUUCAGUGUAUAUUAGAUAAUACAAUAUGCGGGAGGAUAGACCAGGUCAACCAACUAUUGGAAUUAGAUCAAAAAUCAAAAGACACAGCACGUUAUCAUGCACUAGACAGGUGGACAGUACAACUAGCAUCUCUACAACAGUCUGUGGGCAACAAGAUGGCUUGACCUCAGUCUACAACAAUCUUGCUUCAAUUAAACUGUUGCGCUACAAUUGUUGUAAAUGUAGGACAUGAGACAUUGUGCUUCACUAAAAGUGCAUCUGCUAAAUAAUCUUCUGAGAAGAUUGACUGCAUUAUCAAAAGCCCCAAAACUGAUCUCCUGGUGGAACUACUCAGAAAUGUUAUCUUCACUUUCUUCAGUGGGAACUCAUGCACCCAACAGCAACAGUAAUGUAUUCCUAUCGACCUGAAAUCAUUAGGGCAACAAUCUUUCCCUGAUGGUAUCAAUAGGCUUCUUUAUUUAGGAUGUGAGUGGUGAGUAAUUUGGGACAUAGAUAAAGUUGGUAAAUACAGCGUAAAGUGUGUGGCUGAAGUGCAGUCAAUUUUUAGAGAAGAUGUACCAGAUCAUUAUUAGCACGCUCCUGGCCAAUUCAUGUGGAAAGACCAUGGCCAACCUUAUAUGCUACUAUUAAUCAGAAUUCCUGGAUGAAAUUAUGCAUAUGGUCAUGCUGUUUAGAAUGUGAAUAUAUCAAGUGCAGCUAAAACACUUCAGAUUUCUACCAGUAUAUUUCUCACCCAUUUAUUCCCCAUUUUUCUUUGAUGUUUGAUAUUUUCCCUGAUAAUUGACAGUGCCUGAUUUGAUUUGAGCCCCUCUACCUUUCAGUUUUCAUGCUGGGCUUUCUUAGCAAUGAGCAAGGAUACAUUUGUACUUUGUAUUUGUUUCCUGGUUCAUUUUGUGUUUGGUAUGUGUUAGAGAGAACUGCAUGUAGGGUUGUGCUUAAAGUGCCAUGCUUGACAAAAUAUAUGACAGGGUUCCCACCCAUAGUCAUGAACAAAAAAAUUCUCCUUGAAAGUCAAGGAAAUAUGAAGUAAAAAAAACUCUCACAAAUUGUCUCAAUCACAGACAUGAAAUACUAUAUAUCAGUGUGUGGUAUUCGUACGCAACUCCUACCAAAAUGUUAAUUAUCUCAUGGAAAAGGGCAAAAAUAAGGUCAUGGAUAGUCAUGGAAUUUGGUUCUCACAUUUUUGUGGGAACCUUGUAUAAAUACAGUUUUUCAGAAAGAGGUGAAAAAUUAGCGACGUAAGGUAUUCCAAAUUCCCUUAUUAUUAAAAGUUAAGCACAAUGUAGGCAAACUUUAAAAAAUAUUUAAUCAUUUUCUAAAAUCUUGAUACAUAUCUCAAGAGUUUGACACACCUAAACAUUCUUUUGAUAGCCUGAAAUUGUGAUAAAUCAAAUGAUGACAACACCCUUCCUUACCCAACGAUAAUCGCAACUACAUCUGGGCCUCUUGAAGAAUUUUGAAACAAAUAUGAAACGGAGGUGUUGCUGAGUCAUAUGACAACUUAUUUUAUGUGCUUAUUUUCAGUAUCAAAUGACUAAAUUAUACAUUACGUAAACACCUCUAUUUAUUUUGCCAAACAUGACAAUGUUAUUCAGUUAAGUUUGGGAUUGCCAUGUCCUGUGAAAUUUUGUUCGGUUUGGCUACAGCACUGUUUACGAUGUAACUUGUCAUGGCCGGUUAGUUUUUUGUUAAUAUUUUGUAGUUAUAUCAGUCUCUGAUACCAAUAUCUGCUAAGAGUAAAUGCAAGUGAACAUUUAGAGGUUGCAAUCUUUGUGUACCGUAAUAGCACUAUUGGAAAAGACUCUGACUCGCAUCAUUAGUCCAUUAUAUCUGCAAAGUUUAUAAUUGUGUUAAUUCCUGCUAUACAUACACAUUUUAGAGGUUAUACUACAUGAAAUUUGAUUUUUCUAAUCAAUGAAUUAUGAUUUCCAUUUCUUAGAAAUGUUGACAAGCAUUUGAGGGAAAAUUAAAGACUUGUAAUAUUAUCCAAUAAAACAUUAAUGGGAAAUACAGCCGUUUAUAUGAAAUUGAAAUUACAAGAAUGAAAACUAAAAGCAAAAUGCUUAGUUUUUUCAACUGUCAGUAUCUUAGGAAGAAAUGUACUAUCAUCUCCAUUGAUAAAAUGAGCCAUUUGUCUUCCUAUGCAUAUUAUAAGAUAAAUAACCAUUACAAGGUGCUUGUAUUUAUGCUAUCUCUCUUUCCUCUCCUUUUACAAAUGAGGUGUUUUAAGGUUAUUCUCUCAAAGAUUUAAUCAGUGAGAUAUAUGCUAGAUAAAUGCCUGUUUUAUGAAUAUCUGAUUUAUAGGGAAUAAUAUGAGAUAGCUCUUACAGGUACAAAGUUGUGAUUGGUCCACAUCACAUGAUAUUGAUUGCGAGGAUCAUAAAUAGCAUACUGCACUCCUGAUCAUUUGCGAUGAUAAUAUUGACCAAUCGAUCAAAUGUGUAUAUUUUUUACUGGUACAUAUCCAAGCAAUCCUGCAUGCCCAUUGUUUGCAUUGUCUUAGCCAUGCAUUUGAUGGGGAAGUUGGACUGCUCCAGAAAAAAAAAACAAGGCAAGAGAGAUUGCAAUUUCCCCUUGUUUCAUACAACAAAGUGUAAUCAAGAAUAUCUGAUUAAGCAUUAAUAUACAUUUUUGACCGCAAGGGAGUUAUAUUUUCCCCCAGUGCUACUUGAUACUUGAUACUUGAUGAGGUAAUCCCUGAAGCAGCUUUUCCAAGCUUUACUGGUAUGGGAUGUGUUGUGACAGCAGGUGAAGGUGCAGACAACUAAAGGGUGUACAAUUACUUUAUACAGUAAAACAGUGACGUGCAAGUAAAAAAAUCAUGCUGCUAUAUGGUUUACAGCAUUCUGGAACCUACAGGAGGUUCCAACCCUCUAAUGACGGGGAGGGCGGUCAUCUGGAAAGCAGCAACUGUUGGGGCAGUAACUGCAGUGACUGGUAGUUGAUUCCAGAUGCGGAUGGUGCGGGGGUAAAAUGAGUACUUGUAGGAGUCUAUUGUUGCCUCAGGAACAGAGAGCUUGAGUGUGUGGUCUCUUCUGCUGAUGUAUGUAGCUUUGGUUAUGAGGUGAGGAAGACAAAUGUUGACUAGCUGGUGGUGUAUUUUAAAGAUACAUCUGCGCACAUCUUGAAAAUAUAGCCCCUUGGGAAACUAUAACUCCCUUUUUCGGUCCAAAGAAUGUUAUAUUACACACCCUACUAGUCAAAAUCUGUAUAAUACAACGACAAGUGCAUCCAAUAUCCCAUAGUGAUGACAUUUUCAGAAAACGGGUGUCACUCAAAGAGCUUUCUUGCUUUAUUAUUUUAUAAGUCUUUAACUUUUGAAUUUUGGCAUCUGCCUAAAUCAAAUUUUCAAAUCUAUGGCAAAGGGUUUAGGGAAAAAAUCUCUAACAAAUUUGAAAUAUGUUAUAAUAUGCAGAAGUGGAAAAUAAAAUACCUGGGUAUGAAGCAUAUUAAAAGUAUCUGUAAAUAGUGUGACAAACUUAUAUUGUUCUUUUGAUACUUCUUUAUGUGUGUGAUUAAAUCACCAAUGUUGAAAUUCAAUAUUAUGUAAGAAAUUAAUAAUAUAAUGUUUAAAUGAGAGGUUAUCCCCUUUAAAAAUAUUUAAGGCUAGAAAGAUGAUUAUCAUAAGAACUGUUUCAAGAGUCUAGGUAGUUAAUUAUAUUUUUUGUCUGGCGACUUUCCAUCAAUGCAUAAAUCAUAUUCCUCAUAAUACAAUGGAGUGAAGAGGCUAUUACAGUUUGAUUUGAUUUAUUGUUUUUGAGUAGAUCUAGAUUGGCCAGUUUACAUUAUAGUAUGAAUAGUGUUGUAUUACUGUCUCCAUCUGCUCAUCUCUCUCUCUCUCUCUUUUGUUUCUUCUUUCUCUUUCUUCGUUUUUUUAGCACACCUGAGCCAAAGGCUGUACAGCACUUGAAAUUGAGAUUUUUAAAGUAAAAUUCUCCCUCUAACAAAUUUACCUGUAUAGACAUUCUCUGACAUAAACAAAUAUUUCCAUUUCAGAAUCUCCUCAAAUGUGUUUUGGAAUGAGUUAAUUAAUGCAAGAGAAACAUCAUCCGCUAGGACCAGAAUGGUAUGAAAUAAGUGUCAAUGGAUAUAUCACAUAUUCAUAGUGCUACCUAGUAAAAGGGAUUAUUCACUUGUGAUAAUAUGUUUAGUGUAAGAGGUUUUAAGGAAAUUAAUCUUUUCCUUAUCUUCCCUACAUGCACAAAUACCUCCUCUUUUUUUUUUUUUUGGUUACAUAUAGUUGCUCUUAGUUUGAUGGAGAUCAUCUGUGCAGACAAGGUGUAUGAAUGUCCAUGUUGAGACGAGUGGAAAGGGUUUUAUAUGCAACACAGACAAUGACCUUCACACAGUUUUCCAGGAUAGAAGGUUUUGAAAAAGUACAUUGCUCUUAAAUUUUUGUUUGCCUUGUUUAGUGAAAACAAAUUAAAUUGUAAGAAAUGGGAGAAUUAUAGCCUUAUGUCAUCUCACAUGUGGGGAAGAAUUGUAGGCAAAGUUAAAGAUUUUGUCGAUAUGGAUAGCCAAAGGUAGAUGUUCAGACUCAUGAAAUCAGGUUUUGUUUAUGUUGUGAAGUGCCCUCUUUUGUUUCAGAGUGUUGUGCUCGCAUGUUGGGUCCGCCUUCAUCAGAUCUGAUGCAUAUGCAUGAAACCUUAUAAGGAGUGUUCAUGAAUAAUGCAUUACCUUCUAUUUUUAUCAGGUAUAUAACGUGCAUGUACAAACAAUUAUAAUUUUUAAAAAGGCCAACUCUUUUCCCUGUAUUGUUUGUUAAUGAAAAUAAGAGCUACAUUUACUCUUACUUUUACUGAUUUAGAACUCUGAUAAUCCUCCAGGUAAUUACCUAUGAAAACAAGCAAAGUGAUUUGCUUUAGAGGAAUGAGAUGUGAGAUAACUUGAUGUAUAACAUUUGUAGGCUGGUGUGUAUGGGUGUCAUGCCAGUCUACUUGGCUAAAAUAAUAAGACAUGAAGCUACAGAGAAAUUAAAACUAAUCUUGUAUGCCAAGUGCA